GAGAUGGGAGACCCAUUCACCUCUCCAGACCCGCAAACUUCACCCUGCGCCACAGACAGGCCAAAAAAGAGGAGGAAGAGGCUCUCUGCGUCUACUGGAAAGUAGAGGCCCAAAGCGGCAGUUGGUCUCCAGAUGGCUGCACCGGCGUGCACACGAACAGCACUCACACCACCUGCAGCUGUGACCAUCUCUCCAGCUUCGCCGUCCUAAUGGCUCCCACCACAGUGACGGAGAGUUACCCACUGACCAUCAUCACCUACGUGGGACUGACCCUCUCCCUGCUGUGCCUCUUCCUCGCCAUCCUCACCUUCCUCCUGUGCCGCUCCAUCUGCAACGUCAGCACCUCCCUCCACCUGCAGCUCUGCCUCUGCCUCUUCCUGGCCGACCUGCUCUUCCUCAUCCCGGUGACUCCCACCGGCAGUCAGGUGGCGUGUGCUGUCAUUGCUGGCCUCCUACACUACCUCUUCCUGGCCUGCUUCAGCUGGAUGUUCCUGGAGGGGCUGUUUCUCUUCCUCACCGUCAGGAACAUGAAGGUCGUGAAUUACACCAGCGCCUGCCGGUUCAAGAAGAGAUUCAUGUACCCGUUUGGCUAUGGAUUCCCAGCCCUGGUGGUGGCUAUUUCUGCAGCGGUGAAUCCUGACGGCUAUGGAACUUCCAAACA
This is a messenger RNA of Chrysemys picta bellii (western painted turtle), 661 nucleotides long. Lineage: Eukaryota; Metazoa; Chordata; Testudines; Emydidae. The record is from RefSeq and is a predicted model, not a curated record.